CCCAAACCCACGCGGGGCCGGAUGCGGAUCCACUCCUUGGAGAACGUGGACAAGGCCCUGCAGUUCCUCAAGGAGCAACGGGUGCACCUGGAGAACGUGGGCUCCCACGACAUCGUGGACGGCAACCACCGCCUCACCCUCGGCCUCAUCUGGACCAUCAUCCUCCGCUUCCAGGUAGCCCGGGUGAGGCCGUCCCCACCCCUGGGGGGGCUGGUGCCCACCCCACCCCACCCCUUUCCCCACAGCUACCCCGAGGUGAACAUCCAGAACUUCACCACCAGUUGGAGGGAUGGGUUGGCCUUCAACGCUCUCAUCCACAAGCACAGGCCGGAUCUCAUCGACUUCCACAAGUUGACCAAGUCCAACGCCACCUUCAACCUUCAACAAGCCUUCAACACGGCCGAGCAGCAGCUGGGGCUCAGCAAGCUCCUGGACCCUGAAGAUGUCAACAUGGAGGACCCCGACGAGAAGUCCAUCAUCACCUACGUGGUGUCCUUCUACCACUACUUCUCCAAGAUGAAGGCACUGGCAGUGGAGGGGAAGCGCAUCGGGAAGGUUCUGGAUCAAGCCAUGGAGAUCGAGGCCAUCAUCGAGCGGUACGAGGCGCUGGCGGCCGAGCUGCUGGCCUGGAUCCAGCACACCAUCACCAUCAUCAGCAACCAGAAGUUCGCCAACUCCCUCACCGGGGUGCAGCAGCAGCUCCAAGCCUUCACCGCCUUCUGCACCCUGGAGAAACCCGUCAAGUUCCAGGAGAAGGGCAACCUGGAGGUCCUGCUCUUCACCAUCCAGAGCAAGCUACGGGCCACCAACCGCAAGCUCUACGUCCCCAGCGAGGGCAAGAGCAUCUCUGACAUCAAUAAGGCUUGGACCUGCCUGGAGAAGGCGGAGCAUGAACGGGAGGCGUCGUUGCGCAAUGAGCUGAUCCGGCAGGAGAAGCUGGAGCUGCUGGCCCAACGUUUCGACCACAAGGCCGUCAUGAGGGAAACGUGGUUGAACGAGAACCAACGCUUGGUCUCGCAGGACAACUUCGGCUACGACCUGCCAGCGGUGGAGGCCGCCAUGAAGAAGCACGAGGCCAUCGAGGCCGACAUCUCCUCCUACCAAGAGCGCAUCCAGGUGGUGGUGGAGCUGGCCCUGGAGAUGGAGUCCGAGGGCUACUACGACACCAAGCGCAUCAGCGCCCAGAAGGACAACAUCCUUCGCCAGUGGGGGCUCUUGACCGAGCUGGUCCGCGCCCGCCGCGCCCGCCUCGAGCAGAACCUGGCCUUGCAGAAGAUCUUCCAGGAGAUGGUCUACAUGAUCGAUUGGAUGGAGGAGAUGCAGGUGCUGCUGGUCUCCAAGGAUUUGGGGAAGCAUCUCCUGGAGGUUGAGGACCUCCUCCAGAAGCACGGGCUGCUGGAGGCCGACAUCUCCGCCCAGACCGAGCGGGUCCAGGCGCUCAACGCCGCUGCCCUCAAGUUCUCGGAGCUGGAGGGCUACCAACCCUGCGACCCCCAGAUCAUCUGCAACCGGGUCAACCACGUCCAGACAUGCUUGGAGGAGCUGGGGGAGCUGGCGGGCAAGAGACGCAAGGAGCUGGAGGACUCUCGUCAGCUCUGGGCCUUCUUCCAGGAGAUGGAAGAAGCCGAGGCGUGGAUCCGUGAGAAGGAGCAGAUCCUGGGCGCCAAGACCUGCGGGCGGGACCUGAGCAGCGUCUUGACGUUGACCAACAAGCACAAGAGCAUGUUGGGCGAGCUGGGCAGCCGCCGGGCGCUCUUGCACCAGACCAUGAAGCGGGGCGAGCAGCUCUUGGCCAAGAAACGCUUCAGCCCUGGUGGGAUCCAGGAGAAGAUGCGGGAGGUUCGCCUCCGCUGGAAGAAGCUGGAGGAGGUGACGGGGUUGCACCAACAGCGCUUGCAGGAGGCCCUCAACUUCUUCCAGUUCAGCGCCGAGACGGACGACUUGGUGGCCUGGUUGCAGGACAUCUACCGCAUCGUCUCCAGCGAUGACUUUGGCCACGACGAUUAUUCCACCCAAGCUCUUUUGAAGAAGCACCGGGCGGUGGUGGAAGAGGUGGAGAAGCACCGGGCGGCCGUGUUGGCCCUCCGGAAGCACUUGGCUCUUCUGGCACCCGAACAUCGGCAAGGGGUGGAUGUGCAGAUCCGGGUGGUGGAGGUGGAGCAGCUCUACGGGGAGGUGGCUGAGGUGGCCGUGCUGCGGCAGCAGUGGUUGCAGGACGCCUUGGCCGUCUACCGGAUGUUCAGCGAGGUGCACGCCUGCGAGGUCUGGGUGGACGAGAAGGAGCAGUGGUUGCGCUCCAAUCUUCUGCCCAGGUUUGAGAGCCUGGACCAGGAGAUGAACAGCGUCAUGGGACGCAUCUUGGACGUCAACCAGGUGGUGCAGCAGUUGGUGGACGGGGGCCACCCCAGCUCCGAGGAGGUCCGCUCCUGCCAGGACCACCUCAACAGCAGGUGGAACCGGGUGGUGGAGCUGGUGGAGCGCAAGAAGGGCCAGCUCAGCUCUGUCCUGAAGAUCCAGAACUACCUCCUGGAGUGUGGCGAGAUGAAGGCGCAGGUGCGGGAGAAGAGAAAAGCCAUCGAAGCCACCCAAGCGGGCGGCGGUGACCUGGGCGGCGUCUUGGCUUUGCAACGCCGCCUCUCCACCAUGGAGGCAGCUCUGGUGGUCUUGGAACCUCGGUUGGUGGAGCUUCAACGAGAAGGCGAAGCGUUGGCUGCUUCUCACCCCGGGCGAGCCCUGGAGAUCCUGCUGCCCUUCGAGGAGAUCAGCGAGGAGUGGGAGGCCCUGAAGCGAGCUCUCCAAGGUUGCGAGGACUCUUUGACCGUGGCCGGGCGCUUGCAAGAGUUCAUCCAAGACUUGGACAACUUCUUGGCUUGGUUGGUGAAGACUCAAGCGGCCGUUGCCUCCCAGGAGCUCCCCGAUAGUUUGAGCGAAGCGGAGAGGUUGUUGAACCACCACGCGACCCUCAAGGAGGAGAUCAACGGCUACGAGGAGGACUACGCCAAGAUCCAAGCGGCCAGCGACCUGCUGGCCUUGGAGGAGACCGAGGUCCCCUACCUCUCCUUGCAGCAGUGGUUGCAGAAGCUGGACGCGGGGUGGGGCAAGUUGCUGCAGAGCUGGGAGACGCGGCGGGAGGUGCUGGUGCAAUCUCACGCCUUCCACCUCUUCCUCCGUGAUGUCCAGCAGUGCCCGGGCAGCCUCUACAACCAGGAAUCCACCCUGGUCCACGCUGAGCUCCCCGACACGGUAGAAGGGGUGGACAAGGCCAUCAAGAAGCACAAGGACUUCACCACCACCAUGGAGCUCAACCUGCAGAAGAUCCAACUGGCC
Molecule: messenger RNA, 3327 nt
Organism: Egretta garzetta (little egret)
Lineage: Eukaryota; Metazoa; Chordata; Aves; Pelecaniformes; Ardeidae
Gene: SPTBN4
Product: spectrin beta, non-erythrocytic 4
Exons: 12
Biological process (GO): actin cytoskeleton organization
Cellular component (GO): plasma membrane; cell projection; cortical actin cytoskeleton
Molecular function (GO): actin filament binding
Source: RefSeq, a predicted model, not a curated record